Molecule: messenger RNA, 2721 nt
Organism: Serpula lacrymans var. lacrymans S7.9
Lineage: Eukaryota; Fungi; Basidiomycota; Agaricomycetes; Boletales; Serpulaceae
Exons: 4
Coding region: 1-2721 (906 amino acids)
Source: RefSeq, a predicted model, not a curated record
AUGUCGACGUCGAGGUUGGUGUCGUCGUCGUCGUCGUCGUCGUCGUCGUCGUCGUGGACGGAGGGUGGUUUGUUGUUGUCGUCGUCGUCGUCGAUGAGAGAGCAGUCUGACCAGCAGAGAAGAAGGGACGCAAAAGAGCGAGUUUAUCACCACGGAAUUGACAUCGACAUUGAUGUGCUCGCAGAAACAGCUCGUCUAGAGGAUAUACAAAUUGCCAUUCAAUUUAUUCAGGCAUUGAAAAAUGCCACACUCAAUGAUGAGGCCAAUAAGCUUGACAAGGACAUGCUCCACCGCCUGCAGGAUCCUCCCCAAGCCUCACUUGAUAUUGAUGAUCCCGACGUCCUCUUGUCUAUAGAAACAUUCAUGGCACUCAGUAACUCAUCUCAAGAGACUUACCAUUUGAUACGCAAGGCCAUACUCCAUCGAUAUCCUGACAGCAAGAUGCUCUCGUAUGACCAAGUUAAACGGCGCAUUACCAAAAUGAGUGGAGUUGGGUCAAUUGUGCAUGAUAUGUGUGUGACUUCUUGUCUGGCGUACACAGGUCCUUUUGCAAGUUUGGAGAUAUGUCCAAAGUGCGGCGAGCCUCGUUACGAUCAAUCCAAGCUUGCGUCAAGUGGCGGAAAAGAGAAAGUCCCUCGCCAGCAGUUCCACACAAUACCAGUCGGGCCUCAAUUACAGGCGCUAUGGAGGCACUCAGAUACUGCUACCAGCAUGCAUUAUAGAGAACGCCAAACAGCUGAUAUCAUGGAGGAGCUCAAACUCGACAACAACAUCCUUUCUUCGUAUGACGACUUCUUCCACAGGAAAGACUACCUUGAUGCUGUUUCUGAUGGUCGAAUAAAUGCUCACGACAGCGUACUUAUGAUCUCUGUUGAUGGUGCCCAGCUCUACGAGAGCAAAGCAUCAGAUUGUUGGAUAUAUAUAUGGGUGGUAAUGGAUCACACACCCAAUGUUCAUUAUAAGAAGAAACAUGUUCUCCCCGGUGGUUUCAUUCCAGGUUCAAACAAACCAAAAAAUCUUGAUUCUUUUAUGUUUCCUGGGUUGCAUCAUGUGGCCGCACUUCAAAAGGAGGGUCUUGUUAUCUGGGAUGCUUUAACCAAUUCAUUGCAUGUCUCGCACCCGUUUCUUGCAAUUGCUAAUUCAGAUGGACCAGGACUCAUGUAUUUCAACGGUUUCGCUGGAUAUCAUGGUAAAAUUGGGUGUCGACAACUAUGUGGGCAAAAAGGCCGUCACAAAGCAGGUGGUCCUCAUUAUUAUCCUGCGUUACUCAAGCCACACAAUUACAGUGUUGAAGGAUGCAACCACGACGACAUUGACUAUCGCCAGGUGCUCCCCCCGACACCUGGAUUGUACUAUCAAAAUCUAUGUUUCCUCAUUGCUUCACCAAAUGUCACACAGUAUAAAAAACGCCUUUUGGAGACGGGAAUCUCAAAACCUAGUAUCUUCCUUGGAAUGCCUCUUGCCCACAAUCUCGGUAUUCCAAAAAUGUUCGGUUCUGAUAUCAUGCAUUUAAUUGCACUGAAUAUUCCAGAUCUACUCAUUAACUUGUGGCGAUGUAAUUUUGGCUGUGAAAAAACUGACAGCAAGCAUAGUUGGGACUGGGGUGUUUUACAAGGUGAUACAUGGAAACAACAUGGCCAGGCUAUCACAGACUCCACCCCACAUCUUCCUGGCUCGUUUGAUCGCCCUCCCUGGAACCCAGCAGAGAAAAUUUCCAGUGGAUACAAUGCCUGGGAGUUUCUUCUUUAUGUUUAUGGGCUCGCACCAGCUUUACCGUACAAUGUUCUCCCUGAAAAAUAUUGGAGAAACUUCUGCAAACUUGUUUUUAGUGUUUGGAUUUUCAACCAGCACCAUAUUCUUACAGUAGAUCUACAACAGGCCCACAAACGAAUGCUUGAAUUCACUGCAGAGUUUGAGGUUCUGUAUUAUCAACGACGUGCCAAUUGGCUACAUUUUGUACGACCGUCCUUACACACUGCUCAACAUCUUGGCCCAGAAGUUGUUCGGAGUGGCCCAGGGAUUUGCUCGUCCCAAUGGACAAUUGAGCGGACAAUUGGUAACCUGGGACAAGAGAUCCGUCAGCCAUCUAACCCAUAUGCUAACCUCUCUCAAUGCGGCCUCCUUCGCUCUCAAAUUAAUGCACUGAAGGCUAUGAUUCUGUUCCUCAGUCCACCCACAAAUCCAAUUCCGAAGGGGGGAGUAGAUAUUGGUGAUGGGUACCUUUUAUUGCGUGCAAAGGAGAAGUUCCCCCGCUCUGUCCGUAGCUGUGAAGCUGAAGUAAUUCAAUCUUACCUCUCAGGAAAUCAAAGCUACGACACAGAAUUCCAGUCAAAGAUUACAAGAUGGGCCCGUAUUCGUCUUCCAAAUGGACAAGUAGGACGGUCUUUGUGGAAGGAAGCACUAAAGGCAAAGGGAAAAUGCAGAGUAGCGAGAAACGUCAAGAAUAAUAGCGAGAAAAGGCCGGUAGCUCUGGUAUCAUUUUAUUCUGAACCUCACGACACUCUCCUCAAGGCAUUUUUUGGCACUGUCUGGUCCUAUACAUCCCAGGGUGAUUCGUCACUUCAUGUGGUUAGCAUCAAAGCAAUUCUGUCAGUUGUUGCAAUGGUUCCUCACACUCCAUUUCCUACUAGUAAUGAUGUAACUGAAAGGUUCUUUGUUGUAGAGAAGCCAGGAUUGGACAUAGCUCAUAUGAUUCAUGACAAUAAUGUAUUAGAGGAGUAG